GCCACUUAACCUUACUUUUUAUUUUAAAUAAAUUCUAUUGCUAAUGUGUAAAGUAUACAUUUUUAAGAACUUAUAAUAAUGGAUAUUACUCCGCAUUGGAAACGUGUGUGGGUUACAGUGAAUGGCAAACGAAAUCACAUUGCCUCCAGUGGUGCGUCCUCGGCUCUCGAUGUUGUUAAAACUUACUUGUUCAAUGGGAUUAAUAUGUAUAAACCAUUCACUGAAACGGGCUAUACAUCAUGCUGGGAACGACUUUCUUACGUUAACGAUGUGACUUUUAAGACACUUAUGAGGAAAAUUAGCGAAUUCUUAGAUUUGGAUACAUUUACGUGUUUCGCGAUGCUGUGCAAUUAUUUAAAAUUCGAAUGUUACGUUCAAGUAGAAAAUUGUGAUAAUGUUAUACAGUAUUCCUUACGGCAAGAGAAUUUGGAAGCGAGGAUGUGGGAAUUUUAUACACUGGAACGAAUGUUUAUGUUAAAUUUACUUGGUUGGAUUAUUGAAAACUAUCAGAAUGAGAAGCACCCGUUCUAUGAACUGUAUAGAUCAUUUAUCAAUGAGCACACUUUUAAAGAAAUCCAAAAAGAUCUAUUUAAACAGUACGAAGCUUUGUUGAAGGAGAUGAAUGGGGAUCGUUGUAAUUUUGAAAGAAAUUAUAGAGAACAGUUACAAAUACUUUCCUCCGUGUUGUCUACAUUUGUUUACGAAAAAUGUGACUUUCCCCAGUUUUUGUACUUGAUAAAACUUUUUACGCAAAAUAACUGUCGGGAUUGGCAUAAGAUCAACACCGACUCUGUGGAACUAGGCAACUUAAGGGCAAUUCAAGAUGUUCAGAUUGCUAUUUUUCUUUCAAGUUUGUAUAAUCUAUGGGACCAUUACAAUACGUGGUAUGGUCAUUAUAAUGAAAUUGAGGGCUAUAUGGAUCACUUGUACAAAAACUGGCGUUCUCCUAUUAUUCCUUUAGUGUGGGUGACUUUGCACUUAAGUGUAAACUCCAAUACUGCAUUAGUUCAUGCUGACGGUUUGCAACAUCAUUUAGGCUUAGCGUUGCAGUUUGAUGUAUUUGCUCAUUUGGAGAAGUUAGUUUCGAAUGAUUUAUUUAUGGAUACAACUACUGGUAUAAUGGUGAAGGCGUCUGUUUUUACAGUGUUGGAGGUGUUAUGUAUCAAACUGGGGGCGAACAAAUUUUUUGUACACCCAGUAGCACUCGCGUUACUUGGAAAAUUACUUGAAACUGCCGAGAUUGCUGCUAUAUGGCAACAAGGAAGUGAUGAAGGGACGAAAAGUUUUUAUAGCAGUUCCUUGUACUGCUUUCCAUAUUUGUUUAGCUCACUGUCGACACUCGUACAUUCUUUGAUCCAUUUAAGGGUUAAUGCAAAAGAGGUUGUUUUGGCAUUGAACGAUUUACAAUUAUAUACAGAACACUAUGAGCAUAAAGGAACUGGACAACAGGAGAGAGAAGAUGUGCAAAUAUCUCUAACUUUGCCAUACCGUCCUCUAAAAAAUGAUCUGAUCAUUUUCCCUGUUGGUACAAAAGUGACAAUAUCGAAAUUAUUCGAAGAUAAUGUUAUCAGUUAUCAUGGGACUUAUAGUUACUUUAGCGUUCUUGUGCAUAUCGUUAAUACUGUGUUCGACGAAAUUGGUAAUUGUUCACCGAUGAUCGAGGAAGCUACCAUUGCCGGAUGUAAGGUGCUCAGAGAAAUUAUGAGAGUUGAUCAUACAUUAAUUAGUGCAAAUAAUGACGCGAAAGAGUUAUCGCGUUUACUGUACUGUUUAUUUUGCACUUUUCCAAAGAUGAGAGUUGUGAAUCGUAAAUUACUGACUCUUUGCUUUGAACUUAUAAUUUGCGAGUUAGACCACAAACCGAUGGACAUGCUUACACCUUUACUAAAUGUGAAAAUGUUACCCACCCUAAUGCGAGAUAUUUGUAAUAGUAAAGAUUUUGCGGACCUUAACAACUUAUCUGCUAGCUGUUUAACUACAGAAAUCUGCACCGAUGUGUACUCUCCGUAUUCGUGUCGUCUGAUCGAGUUGUACAUCAAGUUGGCGCUAAAAUGCUUCCAGGACAACAUAAAUAAAAUGCACGUAAUCCUUCCAGCAUUAAUAUUCUUGAUUGUAAAGGUGUUGCCUAUUUUUGCUACACACUUGACUUCUUCUAAUGCAGCAUCUCGAAGAGUGUGUUGCAAGCUUAUAAAAUUAAUUCACUUUAUCCUCGUACGUCGUGUAAUCACAAAUGCAAACGACCACAUCAUCUACACUUGUGUUAUCGAAUUAUUCUUAAAAAAAGAGAUGUUUACUUCUAUUUUGUUUAACAUUUGCUCAAUUGGUAACACGCGGCUAGAAAUCAUAUUAUGUGGAGAAACUAAUUUCGUUAGUGGACCAUCCUUGAAAAUCGUCCAAUCUGUAAAACGUGCCUUAAAAUGUUACAUGUUAAUUUCGAAUUACGUCACUUUAAACAGUCACUACGAAGAUUGGACCCCUUUUAGAGCACACCUCAUGAAAUCGUGUUUCGAUAAAAAUUUUAUAAUAACGAUACAAGGAUAUAUUUCCCAUUCCUACGACGAAGAGAUACCUCAAAUUGCUUUUGAAAUUUUAGGCAAUAUUUCUCUGGCCUUGAAAAAGCCAUUGUUGCCGGCUUUAAAAUGUGGUAACAGCGAAGUGAGGCAGUGGAUCGUGCAAUGUUUCUGCGAUCAACUUUUAAGGGACCCCAUUAAAAUUUCUAUUAUUCAUUACAUCUCGGCUUGUGUUCCCGAUCAGCCCGGCAUGAUUGUGGCUUUUUUAAAUAUAUGUCCGGAGAAAUCCGAGGUCGCUCCAGACGACAAAGAGAAAGAUAUGGUUAUGUGUAUGAUAGAUUACUUGAAGAAUGUGGAACAGAAUGAAGUCCCAGAGAUAAAUUCUCUGCAGAUGGAGAUCUUAGAAUUUUUGCAUAUGUUAUGGAAGUUAAACAAACAAUUUAUUUUAAAAAAAGUGACCAGUCAUGAAAACUUUUGGAGUGUGCUUACGUUACCUUUAGCUGAACUAAAAGAUUCGAUAUACAUCAGCCUUUUAACGUUCGAGAUACUCACCAUGGAGCUCAACCUGAAAAAAGGACAAGUGAGUGAGAAGUUUAAAGCUGCUCUCGAUCUCACAUUUGCAACAAACAAAAAUUUCACUCAAUUAUGGAUACAACGAAUAAUUGACAUCAUAAAAGGCGACUAUGUGACACCUACCAAAAGUCACGGAUUGUCCCUCGCUAAUGUAAUGUUAACAGUUCUAAAAAAAUUUAUUAUUGUCUUUCGACAUUUCCUUCCUACAUACGAUUCUAAUUGGACAAAUUAUCAAACACAACGAAAAUGUCUAGACAAUUUAGUGUAUUGUGUAAAGAAUUUAAAUGACGCAAAAUUAAUAGCGCUAUGGGCAGAACUAUAUCUCAUACUUUAUAAACAAACAAACCAAACUGUGGAAGAAAUCGCAACAUCUUUGGAAGUUACCUCUAAAUUGCUAUCGAAUUUCGCGAGUAGUUAUAGUAAGUGCGAUUCUGGAAGCAAAACAGCAAUUUUGACUAUAGCUGCGAUCACUCUAAGUAAUUCUGAACAGCUGCUAUCAAGCAACGCCACAUACGCCAAAUCCUUUUUAAUGCCGUUUGCCAACAUCUUUGAAGCUGAAUACGCCUAUUUAGCAAUGGUGGAAACCAAAAAGGAAGAAUCCUUUUAUUACAACUGGGUCAUUAUUCUUAACGUCGUCAAUACAUUUCUAAGGAUUAAUUUCAACGCAUUUACUUUGUUUUUUAACAAUACGGCAUAUAUCGAGCGAUUAACUGUCACUGUACGUCUGUACACUCAAGAUUUUAUGCCCAUAAGAGUCGCCGAAGUUAUAAUGGCGUCCUUAAUUCGUUUGGCAAAGUCGCAGUUAAUCGAAAGCUUCGAUAAUCAGUUGAAGAAUAUGCAAAAUAGUUUACAGCAACGUAACAUGUGCAAGCUGGAUGAGGCCAAAUCGACAAAGGGAAUUGUGCCGCAAAACAUUAUGAAUAAUUGGAUUUUUUAUACGUAUGUCAUGCAUCUGAAUACAAUUUUGUUAAAAGAACGAGGCCUUCUCAUUUUUAAAGACAUGCUGUUGUUUGUCCACUCACAUGAGGCCAAUAUAUACGACGCAAUCGCAAGUGCCACCCUAAUAGCAAAUGAGGUAAAUUUGAAACUGGUGUCGAGCACUUUACGGUUCAUGUGUGAAGUAUACAAGUAUUUGAGAAAUCAGAAAAAGAAGAACGUGAAAUGGUUUCACCGCAUUACGAUGUCUAUUACAGAAUUGUUGAACGCAUGUUGCAACGUGCUGCUCCAUCCAAGUAUUUUAGUUGCGUCAAAAAGGAGUAAUACUGUUAACUUUGGCCCUCUGUCUAAUAAUUGUUUAAUUACAAUAACCAACAGGUACAUUGACAUUGUAUACUGGCUGUGCAUGUGUCUAAUUAGAUGGAAUCCUCCACUUACAGAGUUCCUUGGUGUAUACCAAUUUAGUUGCGAAUCCUUUGUUGAUUACGAUGAUCGAGCUCCUCCCCCAUGGAUUGUUCCUCAAAAUCAAUUGACAUAUAAUUCGUUAUUUUGCAUAUUACACUUUAUCUGUCGAGUAUUGACUGAAAUAUCUGUAAUGAAAGAUGCAGUUGGAAAGGUAAAGGAAACUUUCGAAACACUUCCGUCUGAUUGUAAUAUUGUAAUAUACCCACACAAGGACGCCUCAAAUACAUUAUCUGGAUUAUUUGGUGAUGCCUUACCUCAGUCUCUAGUAUUGGAUGACAGAUGGUUAGUCUAUGUGAAUCCAGAAAAACUAACAGAUUCCUUAAAUACGCUAGGCACAGUGAUAGCUUUGCAACUAUUUUUAACAUCGAGACUUGUUACUGCUGAUCUGAGAGAAUCGUCUAACAUCAAGUGGGACUUCCUUUGUCAAUUAACAAUGUUCUAUGAGUUUGUUUACAAAUACAUCUCCCAUAGAAUGUCACACAAUCAACCACUGGGUCCUGCAGACCCUAUUUUACAUGUUGAUGUAUCGCAUGUAUGUGGCAAUAGGAGGAGUGAAGCAUUAGCAAUAAGAUCGCUCGAUGAUAGUUUUUUAUUACUGUUGAUUCAUUGGUUUCGGCAAAUUUGCGGAAUAAAUUCUCAUGUGAUUAGAAGACCGUAUUAAGAAGUUUUCUACUUUUACAAGUGCUGCGGGUUAAUGAAGAAAAUGUGUACCACUUGUCUGUACUUGGCCGUUAUGGUUUACGUACAACCAUUUGUGAUGUUUAAAAAUUUUGUAAUAAACUUCUAGAGAAAGUGA
This is a messenger RNA of Photinus pyralis (common eastern firefly), 5280 nucleotides long. It is a transcript of the gene Nup188, whose product is annotated as nucleoporin NUP188 homolog. The transcript has 13 exons. Gene Ontology annotation, biological process: RNA export from nucleus; protein import into nucleus. NCBI's taxonomy places the organism in Eukaryota, Metazoa, Arthropoda, Insecta, Coleoptera, Lampyridae. Gene Ontology annotation, cellular component: nuclear pore inner ring. Gene Ontology annotation, molecular function: structural constituent of nuclear pore. Bases 79 to 5145 code for a protein of 1688 amino acids. The record is from RefSeq and is a predicted model, not a curated record.